Rodentolepis nana is the source of this 720-nucleotide messenger RNA. The record is from the annotation of a GenBank genome assembly. Lineage: Eukaryota; Metazoa; Platyhelminthes; Cestoda; Cyclophyllidea; Hymenolepididae.
AUGAGUCAAGUCGAAGCAGUAGAAGAAGUGUCUGGCGAUACCUCUGAGAAGUUACUGGUAGAAAAAUUGAGGCGCUACGGGAAACGAUUCGAAUUAUGUUAUUAUAUGCUAAGUGAUUUCAGAUUCGAUCGGCUUCAUCGAGAAAUAGUGAGUCCGGCAAUUCUCAAAGCCGUUCUAAAUAUAUAUGAGGUGAUUCCUAAUGAUCCAAACUUGAAUGCUCGUCUCUACAAAGCUGUAACUAACAUAAUGAAAAAAUUGGAUGUGGAUGAUUUAACAUUUGAACUUGGCCAACAAGUAAUGCAAUAUACACUGAGUUAUAGACUUCGAUUUAAAAGUGAUGAUCGGCUUCUACGUUUGCUGAUUAGUAGAUUUGGAAUAAUCCCAGAUGGAACCUACUUAAAUAUUCAAUCGGAUUCUUCGUAUAUAUUAUUCUUGAUAACAUACAUCGAAGAAAGCAGCGCGAAUGCUGAGGAGGAUCACUUCAUCAGUAUGCUCUAUGGUCCCACCGGAAGAUUUCCAUUAAAUCCCAAAGUAAUUUGGUUACUGUAUGAGAGUCUUGAGGGAAGUGAAAAUGCUCGCGCACUAUUCCGGAUAAUGGAUGCUCUGAGCAUAUUAGGAAGAGUUGAGCGAGUAAGUUUACCUCAUUUACAUAAGUACUACUUUUCACUUAUAAUAGUAUUAAUUAGUCUAAGGGAAUUAGUUAAUUGGUGCCUUGAGUGA